This is a messenger RNA of Manis javanica (Malayan pangolin), 3696 nucleotides long. It is a transcript of the gene PGPEP1L, whose product is annotated as pyroglutamyl-peptidase I like. Gene Ontology annotation, cellular component: cytosol. NCBI's taxonomy places the organism in Eukaryota, Metazoa, Chordata, Mammalia, Pholidota, Manidae. Gene Ontology annotation, biological process: proteolysis. The record is from RefSeq and is a predicted model, not a curated record. Gene Ontology annotation, molecular function: pyroglutamyl-peptidase activity.
GUUGCCAGGCAGAGCAGCCAGCACUCCGAGCGCCCAAGGCCCGGCUGCCGGCUGGCUGACCACACAGGCGCGGCCACACUCCCCACUCAGGUUUCAUGGAUUCCCCGUCUCACUGCGUGGUAGUGACCGGUUUUGGGCCCUUCCGGCAGCACCUUGUGAAUUCCAGCUGGGAAGCAGUGAAGGAACUCUCCAAGCUGGGCCUGGGGAGUGACGCUGAGGUGGAGCUGAAAAUUCUUCAGCUGCCCGUGGAUUACAGGGAGGUGAAACAGAGGGUCACCAGAAUCUGGGAAGAUCUUCAGCCACAACUCACUGUGCACAUAGGCAUGGAUGCCUCCGCCAAGGCCAUCUUUCUGGAACAAUGCGGCAAGAACCGGGGUUAUCGGGAUGCGGACAUCCGGGGCUUCCGGCCGGAGGGCGGCGCAUGCCUUCCGGAUGGCCCGGAAGUGAUCACGUCGGAGGUCAGCAUGAAGGCGGUCUGCAGGCGGGUGAAUGUGGAGGGCACCGAGGUGACCUUUUCCCGAGACGCAGGCAGAUAUGUCUGUGAUUACACCUACUACCUGUCUUUGCAUCACGGAAAUGGGUGCGCAGCGCUCAUCCACAUCCCUGCGUUAUCGCGUUGGCUCCCCGCCAGCCUGCUAGGAAAAGCCCUGCAGGUCAUCAUUCGAGAAAUGCUGGUGGAAGGGAGGCAGCCCAAGCUGAAAGCCUGGAUCACAGAACACUCAGCCCCAGUGCUUCCAGUCAAGAGGAACCACAUAGGGGGUUGCUCCUUUAGAGAAAAUUACAUGUUUCAAUUUUGUGUGCAGAGUUCAACUGUGCUUUGGAAGACUUUAAAAAUUGCUUAUAAAUCAGUUUACACAAAGGGGAAAAAUUCUGAAUUAGCCCAACGAAAUCUCAAAGGGUUUUUUAUUGUCAGCAAAAAGAGGAAUGCUCUGAAAGGCAGACAUUUCACAAGGGAUUAACUAGCUUCGGUUAUGGUUUUCAUGACAAUAAAAUGAAAUCACAGUAAAUUUUUUUUUUCUUCUCUUAAAAGACUUUCAGUGGGCCUGUGUGAGCCUGCCCAGACUUCUGGGACCACAGACCUGUCCUGCAGAGCCCAUGUGACCAGCUGGCCACGGGGAACACAGGCGCAGCUGCUACUGGGGUACUUGACUUCUGGCCUCCCAGCCUGCGCAGCCUGGUGCUGUGGGCCCUUCUGAGCCACUGAGUCUCUAAUGUUUGGGUUUUCUUUUUCUACUUAAAAAAAAAUUAUGCUCAGUACCCAUAAAACUUAGCAUUUAAACCAUUUUCAAAUGUUCAGUGGUGUUACGGACAUUCACUUGUGCAACCAUCACCACCACGCAUCUCUAGGACUUUCUCAUCAUCCCAAAGGGAAACAACCCAUUCAGCAGUAACUCCUCCUCCCCGCUCCCCCCAGCCCUUGGCAACUGUUAUUCUGCCCUCCGUCUCUGAAUGUGACUGUUCUUGGGACCUCAUAUAAGUGGAAUCAUAAUACAUAUAUCUAUUUGUGACUGAUUUCACUCAGCAUAAUGUCCUCAGAGUUCAUCCAUGUAUCAUGCAUCAAAUUUUCCUUCCUUUGAAAGGCCGAAUAAUAUUCCAUUGCAUGUAUAACCACCUUGUGUUUAUCCAUCUUCUGAUGGACACUGGGUUGCUUCCGCCUUUUGGUUAUUGUGAACAGACCUCCUGUGAACACCAGUGUGCAGCUAUCUGUUAGAUUCCAUUUCAGUUCUGUGUAUAUACUAUAAAUGGAGUUGCUGGAUCAUAGGUAACUGUUUUUUUGAGGAACUGCCAUGCUGUUUUCCCUAGAAGCUGUACCAUUUUAAUUCCUACUAGUAGCAUUUGUCUUAAAGCAAAGGCUGAUGGCCACUUUAGCUUCUCUGCCAUGGUCAGUAUGACCCCUGGUUUUUUCUAAACAGACCCUCCCCCUUUCAUCUUUCAUUUUGCCUUUAUGACAUUGACUGGGUCUUGUAUCCAGCGGCUUACAGCAAGGUUUUAUGUGGCCAGUGUUUUCUAGGGACAAAUACCCAUUGGGAGGCCCAUUAGCAACAUUGUUUUUUGGAGGAAGGGGUUGAAGAUGGCUAUGCUCUGGGAAAUUUCUUGCUAUAUUUUUGUGGCACAUAGCUCAUUUUUCACUUAAUUAUGUUUAAAAAAUCAUCUUCACUUAAUGCGUAGAUUCAUUCACCAUAAGAAAAAGCAUUUGCAACUUAAUAACAAAGGACCUGCACAGGCCUUGUUUCACUGUUAGUGCUUGCAUACUUGUGUGUUUGGAAUAGACUGUACAGGACCCUCUGCAAAUGAAACCAAUUGGUUUGAUAUGAAACAGAUAAAAGUCACACUAUAGCAGAACAAAGCCUGCAAGCUGGGUGGGAUGCUUUAGGCAGCAUGCAUAGGUCCAGGUGUGGGGCUGUUAAUGUCCAGAUCCUUCUGUACUUGUAGGCAGACACCUGUUCCCUGAACACUGCUCCCAUUACAGCAGCUCCUGUCUUAGGCUGGUGGUAAGCAGCAGGCCUGUGGGACCCUGCUUCACUGUUAGACUGCUUGGUGCCAAGCUUUACAUAUCUUACAAAUUUUUAGAUGUCACCCAGUUGGGAGGACCCUAGAGCUCCCUCCUGUUGAAUGUCCCCAUCUUCUGCCCCUCUAUUACCUCUCAAAUUUUUUAGGGAGAACUGUAAAAGGCCUAGUCAUAUCCUGGUCUAAGUGGCCUGCUAGCUCCUGUUGAUACACACCGGGGCCAGCUUAGUCAUGGCUGGUAUGUGGCAGUUCUGAGUCAGUUUGAAAGCUGACACUGCUUAAAAAGGCUGGGCACUGGGCUGGUCAUUUAACAGCUGGGGGUCUUAGGCAUGUCCUCCUGCUUGCUCAUCUGUAAAAGAGUAAUCCUUUUGUAGAGCCGUGAGCACGCAAGAGAAUGGAUGUGCGAGUCCAUCAGUGAUGCGUGCACACUGUGAAAACACACACCUUAUUGAGCUUAGGCUCAUUGCUGGACCUGUGAGGAUACACACAGAAAGAGCUCUGCCGGCUCUGUGGUCUUAAGAAGUUGCUCAGUACAGAGGGGGUCUCACACUGCUGAAGACCCAGCACCUUCAUCCUGAGAACCUGUUGCUUCCUCAGGCUGAGGACAAGUGAAUGCACUGUGGCAACCUGGACAUGUGGCAUCAACCCACCCAGGAAUGUGGGGGAGCCCGUGCCCACCCCACCAGCAGCCCAGACACUCGUCCAAGCCUUGGGGAUGAGCCUGCCUUUAUCAUCAGUCACCUAAUGACAGCCACUCUGUGACAACAGUGAGCAGAACCCUGGGGCAACCCCAAGCUUGGGAGAGCCCCCCUUUUAGAGAGACCAUCUGUGUUCAUACUUGUGAGAGUGCCCAGAUCUUAAAUAUCCAUGGCCUUCGAUUAACUUCUGCCCACACCUUGCUAUUCAUCCCUUUAUGCAUCGGCCUUUGUUAAUGGAGUAGAAUCCCCCACGAGGAGCAUUGAGUGAGAUGAUCAGCUUGUCCUCUUGAUGUCCAUACAUUUCUGGUCUGAUUCUAGCACAUUUCUAGCUUGUUUCCUUUGAACACAGAUUCACAUUUCCUACCAAACCCAUCUCACCUGGCAAAUAUGAUGCCUGGACUGUAGAGUCCUUGGGGCAGGCCAAGACCAUCAGCUAGAAAGUGACUAAUGGUUUUGAGUGCCUCCAGUGAGCCCGCAUUCUGUGCUUGCU